Molecule: messenger RNA, 894 nt
Organism: Acanthosepion pharaonis
Lineage: Eukaryota; Metazoa; Mollusca; Cephalopoda; Sepiida; Sepiidae
Source: the annotation of a GenBank genome assembly
AUGCGAUCCCUCUUUUUCUCUUUCCUUUUACUUUUUUUCUCCUUUCUCAUUCCUCUGUCUCUCAAUCUUUCUUUCCCUAUUUCCUCCUUCUUUUUCUUAAUGCGAUCCACUCUUUUUCUCUUUCUCUUUUUCUCUCUUUUUCUCACUUUUCAUUCCUCUGUCUCUCCCCCACAUCUUUCUUUCCCUUUUCCUCCAUCUUUUCUAAAUCGAUCCUCUUUUCUCUUUCUCUUUUACUCUCUUUUUCUCACUUUCUCAUUCCUCUGUCUCUCACCCACAUCUUUCUUUCCCUAUUUCCUCCUUCUUUCUCUAAAUGCGAUCCACUCUUUUUCUCUUUCUCUUUUACUCUCUUUUUCUCACUUUUUCAUUCCUCUGUCUCCCACCCACAUCUUUCUUUCCCUAUUUCCUCCAUCUUUCUCUAAAUGCGAUCCUUUUUCUUUUCUCUUUUCUCUUUUUUACUCUCUUUUCUCACUUUCUCAUUCCUCUGUCUCUCCCACAUCUUUUUCUUUUCCCUAUUUCUCAAUCUUUUUUUCUCUAAAUGCGAUCCACUCUUUUUUUUUCUCUUUACUCUCUUUUUUUACUUUCUCAUUCUUUUCUCAUCUUUCUUUCCCUUUCCUCAUUCCUCUGUCUCUUUUCACCCACUUUCUUUUUUUUCCUUUCUCAUUUUCUCUCCAUCUUUCUCUAAAUGCGAUCCCUCUUUUCUCUUUCUCUUUUACUCUCUUUUCUCACUUUCUCAUUCCUCUGUCUCUCACCCACAUCUUUCUUUCCCUAUUUCCUCAAUCUUUCUCUAAAUGCGAUCCCUCUUUUCUCUUUCUCUUUUACUCUCUUUUCUCACUUUCUCAUUCCUCUGUCUCUCACCCACAUCUUUCUUUCCAUAUUUCCUCCAUCUUUCUCUAA